This is a messenger RNA of Peronospora belbahrii, 447 nucleotides long. Lineage: Eukaryota; Oomycota; Peronosporomycetes; Peronosporales; Peronosporaceae. The record is from the annotation of a GenBank genome assembly.
AUGGUGACCAAGACCUCUACUUCUUCCAGUACACCUGCUGAUGCAAGCGUGUCGUCGGCUAGUGCGACGGCUACAGCUACGGCUUCGUCUAGUGUCGUAGCUACGACGCCGUCACCGGCCUCAAGCGACUGUCUGAAGUCGCCUACAGGGACGGCAACGUCGUCCAGUGUGAUUUCAUCUACGGACUCGACGUCUCCGUCCUCUACUCAGAGUUGCCUUAGGCGCUCCAAGUCAUCGACGCUGCCGUUGUCGGUCUUUACUGAAGACAAUGAUACUACGACUGUGAUGAAGCAAGUAGAGACGAGUGAAGAGAAGAAGAAGAAGGAGGAGGAAAAACCUGUCCAAACGAACCGUCGACGUUGCUGGGAGUGCAAGACAGCGGGGAAGCGGAAACUGAAGGAGGAGAAUCCUAUUGUUGUGCCUACAAAAGUUGCUCGGAUCAACUAA